AUGUAUGAGAUUAAUAAUAAUAAAAAAUUGCUAGCGCAUGGGGCGCUCUUAAAGCUCGUGGCUCACACUCGCUGCUUAGAGGAGGAGGCCGGCGAGCUUCUUCAUCUUGGAUCGAGCUUGGCGCAAUCUUUCUUGAAUGAAUGUACCUUGUUGGCUGGAAAAGGAGAAAGAGAAGAAGAGGAAGUGCAGGACUAUAGGGGAAGGGCUAGAGUUAGGUUGGUGGGCGAGAGUUGGGAUGGGGAAACGGCUAGGGUUGGGUUGGUGCUGCUCAGGAAGGUUGGGAAAUUGAUUUUGUAA
Messenger RNA from Prunus armeniaca (apricot), 297 nucleotides. The record is from the annotation of a GenBank genome assembly. Lineage: Eukaryota; Viridiplantae; Streptophyta; Magnoliopsida; Rosales; Rosaceae.